This is a messenger RNA of Lytechinus pictus (painted urchin), 5716 nucleotides long. RefSeq names its product glia maturation factor beta-like. Gene Ontology annotation, molecular function: Arp2/3 complex binding; actin binding. Gene Ontology annotation, biological process: actin filament debranching; negative regulation of Arp2/3 complex-mediated actin nucleation. NCBI's taxonomy places the organism in Eukaryota, Metazoa, Echinodermata, Echinoidea, Temnopleuroida, Toxopneustidae. Bases 95 to 424 code for a protein of 109 amino acids. Gene Ontology annotation, cellular component: actin cortical patch. The transcript has 5 exons. The record is from RefSeq and is a predicted model, not a curated record.
AGCAAACUUAAAAGUCUGUGAUAUAGACGAGAGUUUAAUACCGCUAUUCAAGAAAUUUCGCUACAGGAAGGACACAAAUAAUGCUGCAAUAGUAAUGAAGAUAGACAAAAGUAAGUUGCUGGUGGUGUUAGAUGAUGAGUACGAGGAUAUGACCCCAGACGAAUUAAGAGCUGAACUACCUGAACAUCAACCAAGAUAUGUACUCUAUAGUUACUGUUAUCACCAUGACGAUGGAAGAAUAUCAUAUCCACAGGUGUACGUUCACAUACAUCCAGAAGGUUGCCAACCAGAAUUAUCUAUGAUGUACAGUGGGUCUAAUAAUUAUGUUGUACAAGCAAUUGGUGUUACUAAGCAUUUUGAAUUACGGGACUUGGAUGAGUUCACAGAGGAGUGGAUGCAAAAAAAACUGAAAUUUUUUAGAUGAAUACAAGGAAUUUCACUUUCUUAGUAGUCAAUGCAGUUUAUGUUUCUUGAUAUCUAUUUAGCCAGGUCAAACAUUGAUAAUAUAUAGUACACAUUUUUUAUCAUGAAAAACUCUCAAGAAAAAACAUAGUUGUCCUCGUGGAAUUAAGAAAUACCCAUGAACAACUUAAUUGAAGAUAUCAUGGUAUGUGAUAUUGAUAAUAUUGUAUAUUUCAAAAAAGUAGCAUAAAAAUAAAAAAAAUAUGUUUAUGCAAGUGAGAAUGUAAUAUAUAUGUUGUCACUCUUCAUUGUAUGUACUCAUGUGAAUCAGAUUGAAUCUUCGGCAAUAAUGAUGGAAAUAUAAAGCAAUUUCAUCACAGAAUAUCAACCAGUUUUCUGAUCAUCGUGCGCUGUUCAUGGCGUUAAUAUUUUGGCCAAAUCAGUGCCUGAUAAACAUAAUGCUUGAUUUCCAUUGAUGACAUUUGAUCUAUUUCCCUCAUUAAAGUCCAUAUAUAUUGUUCACAAAUUUUUAGAUUUCAAGGAUAAAUCAGGACAGUGACUAUUAAUAUUUUGGAGAGCUGUAGCUUCAGCAUAUAAGUUAGUAGUUUGCUACUGUAUGCUGAAUUUGUGUGUUUCUGCACAUAGAUCAGAAGUGCAAACAAAAUGAAUUGCAGUUUGGGUCACGGUAAGUUGGUAUAAUGUAUGCAAUUUUAAUCACUGAAUGCUGAGCAUAUUUCUUUUCUUUUCGUGAAUUGAUGAAAAAUCUUGGCUUGCCGAGAAGAGGUCACAACAGCAGCCUGGAUCCCAUCUUACAGAGAGUUGUGACUGAUCUGAUCAACCUCAAAUAUAUGGAAAUCCGUCAAUGUCAUAAUUUUUCCUACAGGAAAUUUGUACAAUAUCUUUUGGUAAACAAAAAUUAGCACACUGAAUUCUCAAGACAACAAGGAAUGUAUGAGUGUUCAUCAUCAUCUAGAAAACAGUUUGAACAAACAAGCAUUUUAGAUGUUGCUUGCUUUCCAUAGUUGUGGUUGAUCAAGAUCAAUCACAACUCCUUGUAAGACAAUACCAUGAUACCAUGGCAACAGGACCACCACUAAUGUUGAGCCUUGCCAUUGAUCGCAACUGUAACUAUAGUGUUACAACACUGAAGUUCAUAUAGGUCAGGAAAUUACUGGAAUAUUCAAGAAAUGUCAGGGAAAGUCAAUGAGUUUGUGACUUUCGGAAAAUUGUGAAAACUAAUGUAUAAAAACAGGUUUGUUUUGCACAGUUCCUUGGCACUCAGGUUGUCUUUGUUCCUCCAGCAUACUCUAUUUACUUCUUACUAAAACAGCACACACAAUCAAUGACGCAGUCAGGGAAUUCAGAAAAUGUACAAGUGUAUAAACCCUGUAUUUAUCACUUUUACCUCUAAGAUAUUGGAUGACUACAUUUUUGUUGUAGUAAGAAUAUUCUUUGUCAUGGAAGAAACUUUGAUAUUCAAAUUUGAUUUAUCUUUCGUUAUUUAUUCUUGCAUCCAAUUCUAGUUCAGCAUUAUUUGUGUAAAUUUAUUAGGUUUUUAUAAGCUUAGAUAGUCAGUUUUGCUAUUAUUGAAAUAAUGAUUUAGAGUAGCAAAAACAUUUCUACGUAUAGUCUUAUUUGUGCACAAAGGAGUCACUUUCAAAUUCAGUAUGUCUCUUGAACAUAUUGAUUUUAUUACAUGUUGCUGUAAGAGCAUGUAUGUGUGUGUGUUUAAGUGAUUUAUAAGUGCAAAUGAUAAAAUAUUUUUUCAAUAUUUCCCUCCUAUUAUAGUUUCAUGUAAGGACAAUUUCUCUACAUAUUUGUUUGCCAAGAACGUCACAUUUUCAGACAAUCUUGAUCUAGGAUUACUAUUUUAUCUUGCCCAUACUAUUUUUAAGUCUGUACUGGCUUUGUACACAGUAUAUACAGGAAUUACUUGUACGCUACAUUAAUAACAACACUGUAAAAGGAGCAGAUGAAUUAUGCUGGAAGUCCAAAUUGCCAACCCAGGUAUCACAUCAUCCAAAGAGAAAGAGAAAAAUAUAUAUGGCUUUGUUUUUCACCUAGUUGCUAAUUGUGAUGAGUCAUGGAUCAAUGAAUAAUAAAUCAUUAAGAGCAAUCAUGCAUAUUUUCAGACCUUCCUGUGGUCAUUAAAGGGUAACUCACCAUGAUCAGGACUAAUUUCAUAUUUAUUUAUCGAGAGAAGAGAUGAUAUGCUCUUAUUUGAUAUAAAAUUCUGAUACUUCCUGUUUUAUUCAUUCAGCCAGGAAAUGAAAUAUGAAUAAUUGAUCUAAUUGCACCCCUUUUUCAGAAGUCAAAGAGGCAACAGCAGUCAUGCAUUCAUUUGUCUAAAAUUGUUUGCAAAGUGUGUUAUACUGAUUAAAAUACUCAGAUUUGUAUAUCAAAAGAAGGCACUUCAUCUCCUCUCUCAGAAGAAAAAAAUAUGAAAUUAGACAUGAACAUGGAAGCAAAGCAUGAUCACAGCCAGGUAUAAAGAUUUGCAUUAUUGCAUAUAAUCAUCCAUACUUGACUGCUCAUAAUUUGGAAGUAGGUGUAAAACAAAGGCUAUGCUUUUCAUUCAUAUGUUAUGAAAUUUAUACACUGUGAUUGCUAGAUCAGAGGUUUUUUUUUCAUUUCCAGCAAAGCUCAUCUUCUUUUUCAGUGUUAUCUUUUUACACUGUUUUAAUUUACAGUGUACAAAUAACUCAUUGCUAUUGUUUUAUUCAGAGGUGUGAAAAUUGUUAAAAUCAAAUAACAAAGGGCCAUGGUGAUCAAGUGCUGCAUUUCUAAAUAUUUUACAAUUGUAAUAAUGAGUGAUAUCUUUACUAAUUACAGUUUAACAAUAUUGAUAUUGACAGGAAAUUAUACAGUUUACUUAUCUAUGAUACUGUACUGAUGUUCUCACUUAGCAUUUUGCAUACUAUUAUUUUAAACAUUAAUCAUCCUACAACAGAAAGACACAAUAUUUGGGGGCCUUUGAUAAAUCUGUUCAUAAAUCCAUUCAUGCCAUCAUCUCAAUAUAUUUUGUUUUUGCCAUAGGCAUACAUCAUUAAUUGCAAUAAAUCUGUUCUCUGAAUAUUUCAACUUAAUGGAAUUUUGCUUAAUCUAAAAACCCCAUUAAGUUAAUCCUAUUCCAUUUGAAAUGUGGGCUGGUACUAAUUAACUUCCUACUGUGUAUGCUGUUGUUCACAUCAUCAUAUAGUGAUGUAAUGCUGUGAUUUUAUCUAUUAUUGAGAACUAAAAUUGUAUUUAAAAGGUUUCCUGACACUUGACACGGCUGUCUCUAUUAGGACAUAUUUCUUAGUUCUUUUAAAGUCUUCCACUAUUCUACUUUCAUCUUUCUACUUCAGGUUCUUCAUCACAUUAAUGACUUUCAACUUUUGUAUGCUCCAAACAAGCUAACGUUAUAGAAUUAUUAUGUGAAAUAUCAGAUUGUGUUUGAUAAAAGAGGUCAGUAUGCGUAUGUGUAUUUCAUACUCCUGAUAUGACUAACAGUUGUAUUUGAUUGAGUUAGUAUACUUGUACAUUAUGCACGAAUACCAUUUUUUGAAAUUUUUUUAUGAUUAAAUAUGAUGGAUAAUCAUGUUUUGAAAUGUAUUUUAGAUCGUUUAAUGAUGUAUUAAUAACUUUUAAAUAAAGUUUGGUAUUGCAGGUCUGGGAAGACAUAUUUUUGUUCACAUUUAUAUCAUAUUCUUAUUCAACUAUAUCCCCCGUUUGGCAAUGCUGUUCAAGUUAUGAUCAUAUCAAGAGACUAAGGUCCAAAUUCCCAAAGGUGGUUUUUAAAGCCAUCGGUUGAACCCAUGGUUUAUGCAGAUUUCCUGUAUAAAUUACACUUAUUUUUAGUCAUUAAACCACUGUUUGAAGAGUGGACUCAUGAAUAAAAUAGCGUAGAUAACCACGGCAACAGGCGUCAAUUGGUGCACUGUGACAAAAGCGUGCAUCAGCAUUGGAUAUCUUUUAAUAUUUGUGGUAAAUAAGCGUAAUUUAUACAGGAAAUGUGCAUAAACCAUGGACUCAACCAUGGGUUUUCAAAACCUCCUUUGUGAAUUUGGGCCUAAGGGGCUUCUGGAUAUAUGAAACUUAGUAAAUAGUGGCAUGGUGCAUCCUGUCAAUAUAACAUUAUUUGUGCCAUUGGAGAACAUUGGUAAUAUUGACCAAACUAAUAAGAUAAUUUUUUACCAGAGUUGAAGAUGAGUGCAAUAUUGACUUUGUACAUUCAAAAUUUCUGAUGGGUGUAUAUUCCCAUCAUUGGAGGGGCAUGCCACAUUCUAAUCAAACAAAAAGAUUGGAGGGGCAAGUCACAUUCUAAUCAAACACAAAGAUUGGAGGGGCAAGUCACAUUCUAAUCAAACAAAAAGUUUGGAGGGGCAAGUCACAUUCUGAUCAAACAAAAAGUUUGGAGGGGCAAGUCACAUUCUGAUCAAACAGAAGUUUGGAUGGGCGAGCCAUAGAGCUAUGUGGUAUGCCUGGGGACACUGGGAAUGGGUAGAAUAUUGAAAUAUUUCCUCGCCCAAUCAUUGUAAAUUAUCAUUGAGGAACUGGGGCUAUGAUUUAUAAUUAAUUUAUCAUUAUGGCAAAUAAUGAUUCACCAUAAUAUGUAUACGUUUUCUAUCUGUUCAUAUUUAUGUGAUCUCAAUCCAAUCAAUUUUCUCAGAAUGAACAUUGUGAUAGAAUUAUAAAUCAAUUAUGUAAAAUAAUGUAAGUUGAAAAACUUAAUAUUUUGGCUAAUUAGCUCCAUUGAUAUCAUGAUUACGUUCAAUUUCUUUAAUCCACACAUAGCUUCUAUUUGUUUAAAUUUUCAAGUAAUAUUUUUGGUGAAAUGAUGGUUCUUCAAAAGGAUCCUCAUAUUUGUCAUAAGCAUGUUGGGAAUCUUAUAAAGAAAAGAGACCAAAUGGAAUUCAAGAUAAUACUAUUGGUGUGCUAUUUGAGGCUUACUUUCUUUAUAUUUACAUCCUUGAAAACGAAUGGAAAUUAAUGUGACCAACUUUUUGAGAAAACAAGAUUUGCAAAUGAACUAAAUUGUGUUUUUGAUUUUUUCAGUGUAAUCCUCAUAAUAUUAUGUUGCUCAAGUGUCAUCUAAACAUUUCUAUUUGAUAAUUAGUAAAGUAUUCGUUAAUAAUUGCAAUAAUCACAUACAUAGACGUGGUACAUGAUUCUCCUUGGAUUUUUCACUGAUUAGAUGGCUAAGGCAUUGGAAUUGUGUAUUUAAAUCCUGCUGUAAAAAUUAUUGUAGAUUUAAAUUUGAUAUUUAAUCAUUCAAUUGGGACAUAUUGGUAAACAGCAUUUUGUACACUAAUAAAGAUUUCGAAGAAAUAUA